Maylandia zebra (zebra mbuna) is the source of this 3369-nucleotide messenger RNA. NCBI's taxonomy places the organism in Eukaryota, Metazoa, Chordata, Actinopteri, Cichliformes, Cichlidae. The record is from RefSeq and is a predicted model, not a curated record.
AUGGCUGAGAAUGCGGGGAAGCUGGUCCAGGUUCCAGGGUGUCCAGGGGAGAGGAAUUCACCGUUGAAGUACGGGCUGGAGGGCAGGCCGAGGAGAUGUGUCCUUCAGGAAAGUCCAGACGCACAGCUUGCACCCAGCUGUGGGUCUAUAGAAUGGAAGAUAUUUUUACAAGAUGGACCCCAGUCUGUUGAUAACAGUGUUGACCAGCAGGUCCUGCACCAUCAAACACAUCUGGACUACGUAUUUAUGAUGUUGGAGGAAAACAUUUUCAGUUUUGUGAAGAAUGAGCUGAAAAAGAUCCAGAACAUUCUGAGUCCAGGUUACCCCAAAAAUGCAGAGAAUCUGAAGGAAAAUGAGGAGGUGUUGGAAUCUGACGAGGAGGAGAGGAAGAGUACCAGCGAGUCAUUUCUGAGAAUUACAGUGGAUUUCCUGAAGCGAAUGAAGCAGCAAGAGUUGGCUGACCGUCUGCAGUUCAGAAUUCAGACUGCAAAGUGCCAGCGUCAAGUCAAGGCUAACCUAAAGAACAGGUUCCAGUGUGUUUUUGAGGGAAUUGCUAAAGCAGGAAAUGCAACUCUUCUGAAUCAGAUCUACACAGAGCUCUACAUCACAGAGGGAGGGACUGCACAGGUUAAUAAUGAACAUGAGGUCAGACAGAUCGAAACAGCAUCCAGGAAAUCAGACAGACCAGAAACAACAAUCAGACAAGAAGACAUCUUUAAAAUCUCACCUGUUAAAGAUAAGCCAAUCAGAACAGUGCUGACAAGUGGAGUGGCUGGAAUUGGGAAAACAGUCCUAACACAGAAGUUCACUUUGGACUGGGCUGAAGACAAAUCCAACCAGGACAUCCAGUUCAUGUUUCCAUUCACUUUCAGAGAGCUGAAUGUGCUGAAAGAGAAAAAGUUCAGCUUGGUGGAACUUGUUCAUCACUUCUUUCCUGAAUCCAAAGAAGAAGAUAGCGGCAGCUUUGAAGACUUCCAGGUUUUGUUCAUCUUUGAUGGUCUGGAUGAGUGUCGACUUCCUCUGGACUUCCACAAAACUGAGACCCUGACUGAUGUUACAGAGUCCACCUCAGUGGAUGUGCUGCUGAUAAACCUCAUCAGGAGGAACCUGCUUCCUUCUGCACGCAUCUGGAUAACCACAAGACCAGCAGCAGCCAGUCAGAUCCCUCCUGACUGUGUUGACAUGGUGACAGAGGUCAGAGGAUUCACUGACCCACAGAAGGAGGAGUACUUUAGGAAGAGAUUCAGAGAUGAAGAAAAAUCAAACAGGAUCAUCUCCCACAUCAAGACAUCACGAAGCCUGCAUAUCAUGUGCCACAUCCCAGUCUUCUGCUGGAUCACUGCUACAGUUCUUGAGGAUGUGCUAAAAACCAGAGAGGGAGGACAGCUACCCAAGACCCUGACUGAGAUGUACAUCCACUUCCUGGUGGUUCAGGCCAAAGUGAAUAAUGUGAAGUAUGAAGAAGGAGCUGAAACAGAUCCACACUGGAAUAAAAAGAGUCGGAAGAUGAUCAAGUCUCUAGGGAAAAUGGCUUUUGAUCAGCUGCAGAAAGGAAACCUGAUCUUCUAUGAAUCAGACCUGAUAGAGUGUGGCAUCAAUAUCACGGCAGCCUCAGUGUACUCAGGAGUGUUCACACAGAUCUUUAAAGAGGAGAGAGGACUGUACCAGGACAAGGUGUUCUGCUUCAUCCAUCUGAGUGUUCAGGAGUUUCUGGCUGCUCUUCAUGUCCAUCUGACCUUCAUCAACUCUGGAGUCAACCUGCUGAGAGAACAACAAACAACAUCUCUGCUGUCUAAAGUAAGACCCAAAUCUAAACUCAAACAUCUCCAUGAGAGUGCUGUGGACAAAGCCCUAAAGAGUCCAAAAGGUCACCUGGACUUGCUCCUGCGCUUCCUCCUGGGUCUUUCCCUGCAAACAAAUCAGACUCUUUUACAGGGUCUACUGAGACAGACAGGAAGUAGCUCACAAACCAAUCAGGAAACAGCCCAAUACAUCAAGAAGAUCAGUGAGAAUCUGUCUGCAGAGAAAAGCAUCAAUCUGUUCCACUGUCUCAAUGAGCUGAAUGAUCAUUCUCUAGUGGAGGAGAUCCAAAAGUCCCUGAGUUCAGGACGUCUCCCCACAGAAAAAUUGUCUCCUUCUCAGUGGUCAGCUCUGGUCUUCAUCUUAUUGUCUUCUGAAAAAGAACUUGAAGUGUUUGAUCUGAAGAAAUACUCUGCUUCAGAUGAGGCUCUUGUAAAUCUCCUGCCAGUCAUCAAAGCUUCCAACAGAGCUCUGCUCAACAGAUGCAACCUUUCAGAGAGAAGCUGUGAAACUCUAUCUUCAGUUUUUAGCUCUCAGCCUUCUGGUCUCAGAGAGUUGGACCUAAGUAACAACAACCUGAAGGAUUCCGGAUUGAAGCCGCUAUCUGAUGGACUGCAGAGUCUUCACUGCAAACUAGAAACACUCCGUUUGUCAGGUUGUCAGGUCACAAAUGAAGGCUGUGGUUGUUUAGCUUCAGCUAUUAGCUCCAAUCAUUCUCAUCUACGAAAUCUGGACCUGAGCAACAACAAUCUGCUGGAUUUAGGAGUCAAGCUGCUUUCCGCUGGACUAAAAAGUCCACACUGUAAAAUGGAAACUCUGAGUCUAUCAGGUUGUCUGGUAACAGACGAAGGGUUUGCUUCUCUGGCCUCAGCUCUUAGUUCUAACCCGUCUCACCUGAGAGAGCUGGAUCUGAGUUACAAUCAUCCAGGACACUUAGGAGUGGAACAGCUAUGGGCUGGAGUAAAGGAUUCACACUGGAGACUUGAUGUUCUCAGGGUGGAGCAUGGUGGAGCACACAGGUUGAAACCUGAUGUUAGGAAGUAUUUCUUUGAACUUGAACUGGACACAAACUCAGUAAACAGGAAGCUCAAACUUGCUAACAACAACAGGAAGGUGAUAGUGGGAGCGGAACAGUCGUAUCCUGAUCAUCCAGACAGAUUUGAUACCUGCUCUCAGCUGCUGUGUAGAAAUGCUCUAACUGGUCGCUGUUACUGGGAGGUCGAGUGGAGUGGGGGGGUCUUUAUAGCAGUAAGUUACAGAGGAAUCAGUAGAAAAGCAGAUAGGACCGACUGCAGGUUUGGCUGGAAUGAUCAGUCCUGGAGUCUGAGCUGCUCUGAUGGUGGUUACUCUGUGUGGCACAAUAACCGGGAAACAUCCAUCUCCUCCUCCCUCAUCAAGAGCAGAGUAGGGGUGUAUGUGGACUGUCCUGCUGGCACUCUGUCUUUCUAUACAGUCUCCUCUGACACUCUGAUUCACCUCCACACCUUCAGCACCACAUUCACUGAAAGUUUGUACGCUGGGUUUAGACUUAGGUCAUAUGACUCCUCAGUGUCUCUGUGUUCUGUGUAA